This is a messenger RNA of Homo sapiens (human), 2002 nucleotides long. RefSeq names its product cell growth regulator with EF-hand domain 1 (gene CGREF1). The transcript has 6 exons. The record is from RefSeq and is marked validated. Bases 366 to 1322 code for a protein of 318 amino acids. NCBI's taxonomy places the organism in Eukaryota, Metazoa, Chordata, Mammalia, Primates, Hominidae. Gene Ontology annotation, cellular component: extracellular region. Gene Ontology annotation, molecular function: calcium ion binding.
ACACACGCGCACACUCACACGGGCGCGCGCAGCCCCUCCGGCCGCGGGCGCAGCGGGGGCGCUGGUGGAGCUGCGAAGGGCCAGGUCCGGCGGGCGGGGCGGCGGCUGGCACUGGCUCCGGACUCUGCCCGGCCAGGGCGGCGGCUCCAGCCGGGAGGGCGACGUGGAGCGGCCACGUGGAGCGGCCCGGGGGAGGCUGGCGGCGGGAGGCGAGGCGCGGGCGGCGCAGCAGCCAGGAGCGCCCACGGAGCUGGACCCCCAGAGCCGCGCGGCGCCGCAGCAGGUGGGUGACACCCCGCCCCGGCCGGCCGGAGACCCGAGCCCAUCGCCGUCAGCCAGCCAGGGCCGCGCGGGUUCCAGGAAGGAUGUUACCUUUGACGAUGACAGUGUUAAUCCUGCUGCUGCUCCCCACGGGUCAGGCUGCCCCAAAGGAUGGAGUCACAAGGCCAGACUCUGAAGUGCAGCAUCAGCUCCUGCCCAACCCCUUCCAGCCAGGCCAGGAGCAGCUCGGACUUCUGCAGAGCUACCUAAAGGGACUAGGAAGGACAGAAGUGCAACUGGAGCAUCUGAGCCGGGAGCAGGUUCUCCUCUACCUCUUUGCCCUCCAUGACUAUGACCAGAGUGGACAGCUGGAUGGCCUGGAGCUGCUGUCCAUGUUGACAGCUGCUCUGGCCCCUGGAGCUGCCAACUCUCCUACCACCAACCCGGUGAUCUUGAUAGUGGACAAAGUGCUCGAGACCCAGGACCUGAAUGGGGAUGGGCUCAUGACCCCUGCUGAGCUCAUCAACUUCCCGGGAGUAGCCCUCAGGCACGUGGAGCCCGGAGAGCCCCUUGCUCCAUCUCCUCAGGAGCCACAAGCUGUUGGAAGGCAGUCCCUAUUAGCUAAAAGCCCAUUAAGACAAGAAACACAGGAAGCCCCUGGUCCCAGAGAAGAAGCAAAGGGCCAGGUAGAGGCCAGAAGGGAGUCUUUGGAUCCUGUCCAGGAGCCUGGGGGCCAGGCAGAGGCUGAUGGAGAUGUUCCAGGGCCCAGAGGGGAAGCUGAGGGCCAGGCAGAGGCUAAAGGAGAUGCCCCUGGGCCCAGAGGGGAAGCUGGGGGCCAGGCAGAGGCUGAAGGAGAUGCCCCCGGGCCCAGAGGGGAAGCUGGGGGCCAGGCAGAGGCUGAAGGAGAUGCCCCCGGGCCCAGAGGGGAAGCUGGGGGCCAGGCAGAGGCCAGGGAGAAUGGAGAGGAGGCCAAGGAACUUCCAGGGGAAACACUGGAGUCUAAGAACACCCAAAAUGACUUUGAGGUGCACAUUGUUCAAGUGGAGAAUGAUGAGAUCUAGAUCUUGAAGAUACAGGUACCCCACGAAGUCUCAGUGCCAGAACAUAAGCCCUGAAGUGGGCAGGGGAAAUGUACGCUGGGACAAGGACCAUCUCUGUGCCCCCUGCCUGGUCCCAGUAGGUAUCAGGUCUUUCUGUGCAGCUCAGGGAGACCCUAAGUUAAGGGGCAGAUUACCAAUAAAGAACUGAAUGAAUUCAUCCCCCCGGCCACCUCUCUACCCGUCCAGCCUGCCCAGACCCUCUCAGAGGAACGGGGUUGGGGACCGAAAGGACAGGGAUGCCGCCUGCCCAGUGUUUCUGGGCCUCACGGUGCUCCGGCAGCAGAGCGCAUGGUGCUAGCCAUGGCCGGCUGCAGAGGACCCAGUGAGGAAAGCUCAGUCUAUCCCUGGGCCCCAAACCCUCACCGGUUCCCCCUCACCUGGUGUUCAGACACCCCAUGCUCUCCUGCAGCUCAGGGCAGGUGACCCCAUCCCCAGUAAUAUUAAUCAUCACUAGAACUUUUUGAGAGCCUUGUACACAUCAGGCAUCAUGCUGGGCAUUUUAUAUAUGAUUUUAUCCUCACAAUAAUUCUGUAGCCAAGCAGAAUUGGUUCCAUUUGACAGAUGAAGAAAUUGAGGCAGAUUGCGUUAAGUGCUGUACCCUAAGGUGAUAUGCAGCUAAUUAAAUGGCAGAUUUUAAUCCA